AUGUCAAAUUAAGAGAUCAAUGAGCUUCCCCCUCUCAAGGUCAAUGUGCCAUCGUUCCUUUUAAAAACAUACGAGAUACUAGAAAAUUCAACACUAUCGCACAUUAUUGGGUGGAAUCAAGAAGGAAAUGCAUUCAUCGUUUUCAACACGAAUGAAUUGGCAUCCAAAGUACUUGCCAAUUACUUCAAACACAAAAACUACCCAAGUUUUCUGAGGUUAUAGUUGAACAUGUACAAUUUUAAGAAGACAAAAAACUAAUAUGGGUAGAGUGAAUUCAGACACAAAUGGUUUAGAAGAGGCCUCAAAAGUAUGCUCCAAUACAUUCGUAGAAGAAACUAAGAGGAGUCAGAACAAAAAAUAGAAACCAAAGACAAUAACUAGGAACUAGAAAACUACAAAAGAGAACACGAGGAGAUGAGACAAAUAGUGAGAGACAUUUAAAAUUCAUAAACUAAAAUGCAAGCUGACUUUACAGCUUCAGCUGAAUCUAAUGCCACAGUUAGCCGUUCAAAUCACUCCAUUUCAUAAGUAUUGAGAUCAUCCCUAAAAAAGUGUAUAAAUUAAAUGCAACAACAGUUCAAUAAAAAAUUUGAUACGAUUUCCAUUCUUCUAGCAAAAAUUGUGUCCAAUCUCCCUCAAAUUUGUAUACAAUUCAUUGAUCUAACAAUAUAGCACUUUAGAUAGGAGAUAUUCUCAAAAAUUCAUACGAAGAGCACUCUCCUGGCAGAUCUGAAUCCAAUUACAUUGUACCAUAUAACGAAAACAACCAAUAUAAUUCAAUCGGAUCGCCCUAUUCACAUUAUCAGUAUAACAGUCCAAUCCACUAUCUUUUUUCAAGGCAGAAUUAAUGUAAAAACACUAAAUAUGCAAUAAGAGUUCUCAGAAUUUUGUUUCUAGUUUGAUCCAAAUGUUUUUACAUACAACCGUCAACAGUAGCAAUAGCAAUUAGCAUUGCCUGCUCCCAAUAUCAAUUCAUAUUUACCCAGCAAUAACUACUCUUUGUAAUCAAGUUUGUAGAACUCCCCAUAUAGAAUAGCCAGUCCAUCUCAUACAUCCACAACCGAUUCUAAAGAUCCCGAUAAAGUAAUUUCUUAAUUUACCUUAAAUAGUUCAGUCUCUAUUAGCCAGCAUGAAAAAGGUUAUUGUGCUUAUGAAUAUUUAAUUAUUUAAUAAACUAAAUCAAUAACCUUUUGUACUAAAAAGCGAUUCUAAAUUUAAGAUUAUUCUUAAAAUAAUCGCAUCACAUUACUAAUUAUUCGAUGCCUUCGGUAUCCCUUUAAUCCAAAUACUCAAAUAGAGUCUUCAAAAAUCUUCAAUCUACUAAAAUUAAAUGAGUUUCUAAUUUUAGAAUAUAAUAUUAUUUGGAUUACUAAAUUCAGAAUCUUACAUGUCUUAUAUCUUGAGGAAUCAGUAUAUAUCACAUUAGUGAUUAUAUUAUUCACUUCUAAAAUUAAAUUAAAAAUGAAUCAAAUUUCCCACAACAUCCUGGUUCAAAAAUUAAUCGAUUAUAAGCUAAGAAAAAACAAAAACAAGAGAAAGUCGAGUCCUUAGUUUUCACCUCCCAAGAUGCCGAUUUCUCAGAGAUAGACAUCUUUUUCCAAUGGUCAUGCCUAUUCCGUUCAUUAAAAAUUGAAAUCAAUUCAAAGCUAUACCACAGUCCCUGAUUUGCUCGAUCUCUUAAGCCAAAUGUUCCAAAUCAUAUAAUCAUAUGAACAAUAGGCAAGCCAUCUCUGGUCCAAAAAUCUUGAGAUGUUAAAGCAGAUCAAGAUUCCUAUCCUCCAAGAAAACGAAGAUUUGAAACAGACUGUGGAAACCUUAAAAUAUAAUGAUAUUCAAAAUAGUGUGUAUGGAUAAUUGAAGGAGUACGAUUAAGUCUAAAAGCCAAAGCCUAAGCUCAUUGAUUUAAAACACAUCAAUAGAGAUUCAAAUUUUCAAGAGGAAUUCUUGUCCAAAGUAAAUGAAUUCAGUCUCUCCUGGCGACAAGAAGUACAAUAGCUUAAAUAAAUAUGA
Molecule: messenger RNA, 2010 nt
Organism: Paramecium tetraurelia
Lineage: Eukaryota; Ciliophora; Oligohymenophorea; Peniculida; Parameciidae
Exons: 7
Biological process (GO): regulation of DNA-templated transcription
Molecular function (GO): DNA-binding transcription factor activity; sequence-specific DNA binding
Source: RefSeq, a predicted model, not a curated record